Molecule: messenger RNA, 1929 nt
Organism: Arabidopsis thaliana (thale cress)
Lineage: Eukaryota; Viridiplantae; Streptophyta; Magnoliopsida; Brassicales; Brassicaceae
Gene: COX15
Product: cytochrome c oxidase 15
Exons: 7
Coding region: 164-1537 (457 amino acids)
Biological process (GO): heme A biosynthetic process
Cellular component (GO): membrane; mitochondrial inner membrane
Molecular function (GO): heme A synthase activity
Source: RefSeq, marked reviewed
GUUUUUAUACCCGGACAUUGUUAGUGUCUACCAUAUAGCCACCACAGCAAAACCCGAACCCGGAAAUAUUCGGGUCGGGUCGAAGUUGCAGAAUGAGAUUUGAUUUGCCAUACUUUUUGUCGCCUGAACGCAAAAACCUUGCUUAAACCCUAGAGAGAUAGAGAUGUUUCGGGCGGUUGGAUCGGCUCUGAAGAGGAACAAAGAAGCGUUUAAUGGAAUUGCUCGAGGAUUCACCACUUCGUCUCAUCGAGUUUUCACUUCUAACAUUACAGCUGCUUCUGUAACCUCUGCUUCGUCUUCUCCUUUAGCUGGAAACUCCUUCUAUGGCUUGCGAUCUCUGCUCAAGGGUCAAAAUGCUUCAAUGUUUAGGAGGAUGUCAACUGUAGCGUCGAUAAGCUCAGAGAGUAAAGAGGGUUUGAAGCUUCUUGUCACUGGAGGACCUCAAGCUCAGAAAUGGGUUGGAAUUUGGCUUUUUGGUUCGGCUGCUUGGGUUUUCAGCAUGGUUGUACUUGGCGGUGUAACCCGAUUAACUCGAUCUGGUUUAUCGAUGACUGAUUGGAAAUUUACUGGUGAAUUCCCUCCUCUGUCAGAUGAAGCUUGGGCUAAGGAGUUUGAGAAAUAUAAGCAGUCACCUGAAUAUAAGCGUGUGAACAAAGGGAUGAACCUUGAAGAUUUUAAGUUCAUAUAUUGGAUGGAGUAUGCUCAUCGAAUGUGGGGAAGAGGAUUGGGAAUCAUGUUUGCUUUGCCGUUUUCUUAUUUUCUGCGUAAAGGGUAUAUUACUCUACGUCUUGGAGUUCAGCUCUCUGGUUUAUUUGCGCUUGGUGCUGGACAAGGUUUCAUUGGUUGGUGGAUGGUUAAAAGUGGUUUAGAGGAGCCACCGUCUGAGUAUUCUCAACCGAGGGUAAGCCCAUACCGUCUUGCAGCUCACCUGACCUCAGCUUUUGCCAUUUAUUGUGGACUUUUCUGGACCGCUCUCUCUGUUGUUAUGCCUGAACCACCAGCUGAGUCACUGGCUUGGGUUCGCGGAGCAGCUAAAGUGAAGAAGCUUGCAUUACCAGUAAGCUUGAUUGUUGGUAUCACUGCAAUUUCAGGAGCAUUUGUUGCUGGAAAUGAUGCUGGUCGUGCAUUCAACACAUUUCCCAAAAUGGGUGACACAUGGAUCCCAGAUAAUAUAUUUGAGAUGAAACCACUUUUACGCAACUUUUUCGAGAACACAGCAACUGUUCAGCUUGAUCAUCGCCUUCUGGCAACCACAACAUUAAUCGCAAUCGGAACAAUGUGGUGGUUCACAAGGAAGCUAGACAUACAUCCAGCUGUUAAAGCUUUGAUCGGAAGUACUGUUGGAAUGACUGCUGUUCAGGUGACAUUAGGUGUAUCAACGCUUCUGAGUUAUGUUCCGGUUUCACUAGGAAGUGCACACCAAGCAGGAGCUUUAACACUUCUCACUUUGAUGCUACUUCUCAAUCACACUCUUCGGAGGCCAUCACCUUCUCUUCUCAAAUCUCUUCCACAAGUUGCUAAAUCAAAUUUCAGCUAAGCCCUCUUCACCAAAAUCUUUCCUUUUUCAUUAUUUACUAAAAAAACAAUUCUUUGGCUCACUAUGCUACUAGCAAGCUUUCAUCGAAUCUUGUGUCAAUGAUGUUGUAUGGUUCGAAAAAUAAAGUACAAAAACAAUUAACAAAAGUUUCAUAUGAAUCCCAGAACUCUGAUAACUUUCAUUGAUAGCUUCGUGUUGUUUGUUUCAUUGCCAAUAGAAAAUCAUUGGAUAAUUCUAGUUUUAGAGUCAAUAAUUUCUUAUACCAAUUUGGUUCAGUGGUAAAUUUUAGUUCGGUUUUAGUUUAGAUACGAUUCGGUUAAUUCAGUCCGGUUCAAAUCCGUAAGCCUUGUGGUUGUGGAUAAUGUUUCGAGACAGUUUUUUGGCGUUUUGGA